Onychomys torridus (southern grasshopper mouse) is the source of this 3922-nucleotide messenger RNA. RefSeq names its product cyclin and CBS domain divalent metal cation transport mediator 4 (gene Cnnm4). Gene Ontology annotation, biological process: magnesium ion homeostasis; magnesium ion transport. Gene Ontology annotation, molecular function: magnesium ion transmembrane transporter activity; sodium ion transmembrane transporter activity. NCBI's taxonomy places the organism in Eukaryota, Metazoa, Chordata, Mammalia, Rodentia, Cricetidae. The transcript has 8 exons. The record is from RefSeq and is a predicted model, not a curated record. Bases 76 to 2259 code for a protein of 727 amino acids. Gene Ontology annotation, cellular component: plasma membrane.
GCCGCGCUGCUGCUGCUGCUAUGGACGCGGGCGGCCAGCGGCCAGAGCAGCCCCCAGCAGAGCGUGAUCCUGGGCAUGAGGCUGGCGAGCUGCAACAAGUCGUGCGGGAUGAACCCGGAUGGCGUCAUCUUCGUGUCCGAGGGCAGCACGGUGAACUUGAGGCUCUACGGCCACAGCCUGGGCGAGAUCUCCAGCAACCUGAUCUCCUUCACCGAGGUGGACGACGCCGAGACGGUCCACAACUCCACCAACUGCCUGGAGCUCACCAAGGACUUAGUGGUCCAGCGGCUGGUCAACGUGAGCCGCGGGAACACGUCGGGGAUGCUAGUGGUGCUCACCAAGUUCCUGCGGAGGAGCGAGAACAUGAAGCUGUACGCGCUGUGCACCCGGGCCCGGGCGGACGGGCCCUGGCUCAAAUGGACGGACAAGGACUCCCUGCUCUUCAUGGUGGAGGAGCAUGGGAGGUUUCUGCCGCUCUGGCUGCACAUCCUUCUCAUUUUGGUGCUGUUAGUGCUGUCGGGCAUAUUUUCUGGCCUCAACCUGGGGCUUAUGGCCCUGGACCCGAUGGAGCUGCGCAUUGUGCAGAACUGUGGAACUGAAAAGGAGAGAAGGUACGCCCGCAAGAUAGAGCCCAUCCGGCGCAAGGGCAACUACUUGCUCUGUUCGCUGCUCCUGGGGAAUGUGCUAGUCAACACCUCCCUCACCAUCCUUCUAGACAACCUCAUCGGGUCUGGCAUCAUGGCAGUGGCCUCCUCCACCAUUGGCAUUGUUAUCUUUGGGGAGAUCUUACCUCAAGCCCUGUGCUCCCGACACGGGCUGGCUGUGGGUGCCAACACUAUUGUUCUCACCAAAUUCUUCAUGCUGCUCACCUUUCCUCUGAGUUUCCCCAUUAGCAAACUCCUGGACUUCGUCUUGGGUCAGGAGAUUCGCACUGUUUACAAUCGGGAGAAGCUGAUGGAGAUGUUGAAGGUGACAGAACCCUAUAAUGACCUGGUGAAGGAGGAAUUAAAUAUGAUCCAGGGCGCCCUGGAACUAAGGACCAAAACUGUGGAGGAUAUCAUGACCCAGCUCCACGACUGCUUCAUGAUCCGUAGUGAUGCCAUCCUGGACUUCAACACCAUGUCGGAGAUAAUGGACAGUGGCUAUACGCGCAUUCCUGUGUUUGAAGAUGAGCAGUCCAAUAUCGUAGAUAUCCUUUAUAUCAAAGACUUGGCUUUCGUGGACCCUGACGACUGCACCCCGCUCAAGACCAUCACUCGUUUCUACAACCACCCAGUUCAUUUUGUUUUCCAUGACACCAAGCUGGAUGCCAUGCUGGAGGAAUUCAAGAAGGGGAAGUCGCACCUGGCCAUCGUUCAGAAGGUGAACAACGAAGGUGACUGUGACCCCUUCUACGAGGUGCUGGGCUUGGUCACGCUGGAGGACGUCAUCGAGGAGAUCAUCAAGUCGGAGAUCCUGGAUGAGUCGGACAUGUACACUGACAAUCGAACCCGGAAACGGGUAUCUAUAAAGAACAAACGUGACUUCUCUGCCUUCAAGGAUGCUGACAAUGAACUCAAAGUGAAAAUCUCACCUCAGCUUCUUCUGGCUGCUCAUCGCUUCCUGGCUACAGAGGUGCCCCAGUUUAGCCCGUCUCUGAUAUCAGAGAAGAUCCUGCUCCGGCUGCUCAAAUACCCAGAUGUCAUUCAGGAGCUCAGGUUUGAUGAACACAAUAAAUACUACAGUCGCCAUUACCUGUACACCCGGAACAAGGCGGCUGACUACUUCAUCCUCAUCCUGCAGGGGAAGGUGGAGGUAGAAGCGGGAAAGGAGAACAUGAAGUUUGAGACGGGUGCCUUCUCGUACUAUGGGACCAUGGCCCUAUCCUCGCCAGCCUCGGACCGGUCCCCAGCCCACCCAACUCCACUCAGCCGCUCGGCCUCCCUCAGUUACCCAGACCGCAACACAGACAUGACACCCUCCUCAUCCCUGGCAGGCAGCAACCAGUUUGGCAGCUGCAUUCUGGGCCAGUAUGUGUCUGACUUCAGUGUCCGCGCGCUCACGGACCUGCAGUAUGUCAAGAUCACGAGGCAGCAGUACCAGAAUGGGUUGUUGGCCUCCCGCAUGGAUAACAGCCCUCAGCUCACCUUAGAUAGCUGUGCCACCUGCUCAGAGAACUUUACCGAGAAGUCUGAGCUGCCUGUGGUGGAUGAGACCACGACUCUUCUCAAUGAACGCAACUCUUUGCUGCACAGAGCCUCCCAGGAGGGUACCAUCUGACGGGAGGGCCCGGGGACUCCUGCCUGCCCUGCAGGGGUCUCCCGAGUGGGCCCACAUGACGUCGGGGAGCCUGUUAGGCUAGAAGGGGUGCAGGAACCACGCUUCUGCAGCAGUGGGGGCCUGGGGCCCACAGGAGGGGACUCCCGGGAGGAGGACAGUUCUACCUGGGAAGCAGGGAUCCAAACGGUACUGGCAUCCACCUGCUAGGACACAUGCACUGAGGUCACUGAGGCUGAGAGGCGCCGGGGAGCUGUUCAGGGACAUGAUGACCCACCCCGGCAACAGAGAGGACUACUUCUGCUCCAGGAUCCAGUGAUCUCCUAGAACUCCGUCCACAGGCUCUGUUGCUGAGUCAGGACUCAGCUGAGAAGCACCCCUGGCUCUCGUCUUCCCCUUUGGACAAUUUCCUCCUGUUAGGGUCUGGCUCCAAGAGUUAGGCGUGGUCUUUGGCUCUACAGUUGCUUAUCUGCUUCUUGGCCAUGCGCUCCGUUUUACCAAAGGUUCCCCUCAGAGGGGACAGCACCUACGUUAGAGGUGACUGGUUGGAUACUCCUUUUGGUUCCAGGGCUGAAUCUGACCAUAGGUGUUAGCAGUUACUAUACCACCCACAGCUGCAAGAAGAGUCAGGGUUCAGAAGUUCACCCAGGAAGACUGCUUCCCCAGCCUCCCCCAUUCUUAUCUCUAUACUCAUCCCUCUCGGGACUGGGGACAGGACAUGUUGGAAGCCACCCAAGCUGGGUCAUCACACCCUUGCCUGUGUAGCUGGCUGAGGAUCACCUGACCUCUUUUGCCCACUUAAGGACCCCCUGGAAAGGAGGGUUUCACCUAAUGUAUCCACUCCUUUCCUCAGCCAGUGGAAUCCUGUCACCCCAAGUACUCUGCUGUCUAUGUACCCAGAGAAUCCCACCUCCUGCGGGUGUCGUGUACCCCUGGCCAGGCCGAUGUCUCCUCCACUCACAGAAUUUACUCCUAGAAGCCCAGAGAAGAAGGUGGUUUUCAACUCUAAGGGAAAAAGACACCAGACCUCCAAGCCUUUAAGAAACCCUUAGUUUUCUGUAGAUGCAGCAUGCUCCCGAGUCCCUAGGGCAGCUGACAGCUGUGUUCCUGAGAGACCUAAGUGCCAGGUAGAGCAAAACCACGUGGUGGGUGUGAAGCAAAAGUGCACACACUUCCCACAGCUACCUCUCUGCACACACACACACAGUCACCACCGACAGACAGGCCCCUCCCCUCCCAGCCCGCCCUCCCCCUCCCUCAUUUAGAAUCACUUCUUGCAGAGGGUCAUAAUUAUUUCCAAAUAUUACUGGUCUGAUGACUUCCUCCUCCCAGUGCAAUUUUUCACUUCCUCUCCAACCUCUGGUUCCUGGGCUGAGCCAUACCCUGGAACUGGCCUGGUCCGUAUGUCUUCCCAGGUAAGGAAGACUUCGCAGGUGGCAUCCAAGUGGGUAGGCAAGUCACAGUCACCGUAGCAAAUGACUCCUAUUUAUUUUGCAUUAAGAUUUUAAUUUGUAUAUUUUUGUGAUUUAUUUUGGCAUUGUUAUGAGUUUGACUCUCGGGGAGUUUUGUUGUUAUGACUCUUGUGUCUUUUGUCACAAAACAAUGAUAAUAUUUGCUAAACAAUAUAUGGAAUUUAUUUUUGAUUGGUAAUAAAAAAUGAAAUGCA